Nanorana parkeri is the source of this 2765-nucleotide messenger RNA. It is a transcript of the gene EOMES, whose product is annotated as eomesodermin. Gene Ontology annotation, biological process: regulation of transcription by RNA polymerase II; endodermal cell fate specification; mesoderm formation. Gene Ontology annotation, cellular component: nucleus. The coding region runs from base 269 to 2284 and encodes 671 amino acids. Lineage: Eukaryota; Metazoa; Chordata; Amphibia; Anura; Dicroglossidae. The transcript has 6 exons. Gene Ontology annotation, molecular function: DNA-binding transcription factor activity, RNA polymerase II-specific; RNA polymerase II cis-regulatory region sequence-specific DNA binding. The record is from RefSeq and is a predicted model, not a curated record.
UUUCAAAGAGAGGAGUCCUGUGACUCUCUGAGUGGGCUGUUUCCUCCUCCUCAUCAGUUUCACCCACUCCUCUGCCACGUCAAUUGGAGGCACCUAUGGAUCAGAUUGUACACUGAAAGGACAUUUCAUCUCUCAGCACUCAUCAUUCCCCUUGUUCUAGCCCCCUGCCCCCUCCUUUUUUUCUAGUGAGGGUCUGCUGUACAUGGUGUCUGCCACAGCCCAGCCGGUACAGAUUUUGAGGCAGGCUUAACCCUCAUCCAGACAGAGGAUGCAGCUAGGAGAGCAGAUCCUGACCAGCUCUGCUCCUAACCUGCCCCACACCUUCUACCCUCUGCCUGGGGACCCCAACAGCGCCGCCCAGAGCCCAGGCUUGGAUUUCAGCGUUGGGCAACACAAGAGCCAACAGCAACAGCAGCAGCACAAGAAGUACCCCAGGGGCCUCCACUUAGACAGCCCAAGAGAAGCAAGUUCCAGUAACACUGCUGCCAACACUAUGCUCAGCGAGCCCAGCGAGAGCUUCCAAGCCACCAAGAGCCUGCAGGACAACAGCAGAAAAGGCUCCCCAGUAGUGGAAGAGGACCUGACUUCUGUCCCCCCAACUUCAGCUCCACGGUACCUGGACAACACUAUGCAGGUAGCCUCUGAGCGCUAUUACCUGCCACCCCAAGGACAGCAGCACCAACAGGCUGGGGCAGAGCUGGGCUCCCCCUGCUCCAUCUUCCCUUAUGCCCCACCGCAGCACAGCGCCGUGUACCAAGCGGGUGGAGCAGCCAGGUACACCCCUUACAGCAGCAUGCUACCUCCAGCCGGCUUCUCCCCUCCAGUGUGUCCCUCUCGCCCACAGUACUCCACCGGCUAUCAGUACAGCCAAGCGCCUGGUACCAUGUACAGCCCGUACCCAGCGGCCGGCUCUGGCAGCGGACUCAGUGCCCUUGGACUGCCUGGCACUGGGGCUGGAGUUCGGGCACAGGUCUACCUCUGCAAUCGUCCUCUGUGGCUCAAGUUUCACCGACACCAGACCGAGAUGAUCAUCACCAAGCAGGGCAGGAGGAUGUUCCCCUUCCUCAGUUUCAACAUCACCGGCUUAAACCCGACAGCCCAUUACAACGUGUUUGUGGAGGUGAUUCUGGCCGAUCCCAACCACUGGCGAUUCCAAGGGGGCAAGUGGGUGACCUGCGGCAAAGCGGACAAUAAUAUGCAAGGUAAUAAAGUGUAUGUGCACCCCGAGUCCCCCAACACUGGAGCGCACUGGAUGAGGCAGGAGAUCUCGUUCGGGAAGCUGAAGCUGACUAACAACAAGGGAGCCAAUAAUAACAACACUCAGAUGAUUGUCCUGCAGUCUCUACAUAAGUACCAGCCACGUCUGCACAUUGUGGAAGUCAGUGAAGAUGGAGUGGAGGACCUGAACGACUCAGCCAAGACCCAGACAUUCACCUUCCCAGAAAACCAGUUCAUUGCUGUCACAGCAUACCAGAAUACAGAUAUCACUCAACUGAAAAUUGACCACAAUCCAUUUGCAAAAGGUUUCAGAGACAACUAUGAUUCCAUGUACACGGCUUCAGAAAAUGACCGAUUAACUCCAUCUCCUGCGGAUUCUCCUAGAUCCCACCAGAUAGUGCCCGGUGCCCGCUACAGCGUCCAGCCCUUCUUCCAGGAGCAAUUUGUCAACAAUCUGCCCCCUACCAGGUACUACACUGGAGAAAGGACUGUACCCCAGACCAAUGGUCUUCUGUCACCGCAGGGUAAUGAAGAAGUGGCCAGCGCUCCCCCCCAGAGGUGGUUUGUGACCCCUGUCCAACAAGCAGCAGCCAACAAACUGGACAUGGGCCCCUAUGAUACAGACUAUUCUUCUAGUUCCCUUCUCACCUAUGGCAUAAAGUCUCUGCCCAUCCAGACCUCUCAUCCUAUGGCAUACUAUCCAGAUGCAGCCUUUGCUUCCAUGACAGGCUGGAGUAGCAGAAGUUCUCCAUAUCAAAGGAAAAUGGCAACUGGUUUACCUUGGUCAUCCAGGUCAAGCCCCUCAAGUUUCUCUGAAGACCUUCUGUCCAAAGACAAGGUCAAAGAAGAGUUGAAUUCAUCAUGGGUGGAGACACCUCCUUCCAUUAAAUCUUUGGACUCAAAUGACUCUGGCGUCUACACAGGAGCCUGCAAGCGAAGGCGACUUUCACCUAGCACUUCAAGCAAUGAAAACUCCCCUCCCAUUAAAUGUGAGGACAUUGUAAAUGAAGACUUUAAAGAUGCCUCCAAAGGCCUAGGCUAUUAUUCCUUCUACUCUAGUUCUUAAAGAAUUAUUAUAUAUUUAUAUAUGUAUAGAUAUUACCUUAACAUUUUGAGCACAGGGUGGAUCUUAGAAUUAAAUGCCAAAAAGUGUGGGUUUUGCCUUUCAUCUGGAGAACUAAAGGGAUAUAAAAAAAAACUGAUUUGUAGUUCUCUAGAUUGAGGCCAGAGCUCUGAGUGCUGCAAGUUCUGACUUGUCACAAUCUAUCCUAAAUGUGACAGUAAUUAGUAUUUCAAGUGGAUAAUAUCUACUUUGUUUUGGUUGUUUAUUUUAUUUUUUUAUUGUGAUUAAUUUAUGAACCAAGACCAUUGUAAAUAUUGUGUAGAUAUUCUGAUGCCUAUUGUGGAGUAUAAUAUAUUGUAUGCAUUAUGUGUGUUUUCUUGUUCUACAAGACAAUUCCUGAACUGUUUUGUUGUACAAUUGUGUAAUGGCUAGUACACAAGAAAUUCUAUCUAGAGACUUUAGACUGCCAUGUCAGAAUGUAUUU